AGAAAACGUCUAAAGAUGGGGGCCGUGUGCAGUAGUAUAAGUGAACUGUCAAACAAUGAGCCGUUACGCCGCCUCUCAGGAACAGAGCCCAUUGAUCCCAUGGACCCUUUCUGGAACCAGCUCUUGUCUUUCUCCUUCCUGACGCCAAUGAACAGCGCUGAUUCCAGGUUAUUAGAGGAAGCGACUUUAGUCAUCUGUAAAAGCUUUGCCAUCAACAACUGUAAAACGGGAAACUUCAACUCCUUGAUUCGCACAUUUCUGGUUCGGUCAACAGAGUUAAAAGCCUCGGCACAGCUAGAAGAUAACAUAUUUACCUGGCAGACCUACAACGCCUUGUUCAUCAUCCGCUGUGUCUGUAAAUACUUCGUGGAACAUCUCAGUGAGGAAUUGUUACUUCAGCAAUUUGAUGUCAAGGCACAUCAGCCAACUGAUAAAACAGGCAGUACACCAUCUGAGCAACAUACUGGGACGUCAGAAGAGUUGAUUACCUCCCUUGUUGAGCUCCUGGUGGAUGUCCCUGUAGUGAGCUGUACCUAUGCUCUCCACGUAGAGGCAUUGAACACCCUGAUUGUGCUGCUCUCCAUUCAGAUGUUUCAACCACAGCCAGCAGUCCGAUUCUCAGUGUACAGGUUCAUGAUGGAGGGAAAAUGUUCCAUCCAUGCCUGUGUUUUCAUGAAGGCGUUGUUGAGGAACUUCAUAGAGCAGCAGAAAUGUCCCGCAGAACUAUUUAAAUCCAGUGAAGAGAGUGGUCUCUAUAGAGUUACGGCUGCAGUAGCCAGUGGCCUGUGGAGUGUUCUUACCUUGGGGUUUGGUGGAAAACAAAAGAAAUCCGAAGACGAAAUCAACGAUGCUAUUCUAGCCAAUCAGAGCUUGCUGUUUAUCCUGAUCUUAGCUAACCACUGUACAAAUGAGAAAGGCUUACAUAAUCCUUACAGAGAAGCUCUCUUUUCCUUCACAAACUCCCAAGAUCAGUCGAACACCCUUCCGACCCAAGCUGUGGCCACAUUCAAAAUAGACUUCUCAAAGCUUUACACUACAAUAUGCAGCAUGUUGAAAGAUGAUCAAACAACGUUGUUGUUGUAUCUUCUGGUGCAUAGGAAUUCCCACAUGAAGGCAUUCAUACUGUCACGAACAAACACAGACCAGCUGGUGUUGCCAAUACUGAAGAUCCUGUACCACGCCCCUGACAGAAACUCUCACCAUAUCUACAUGGCUUUAAUCAUCUUACUGGUGCUCAGCGAGGAUGAAUUCUUCAGUAAAUCUGUCCACGAAAUUACAUUGCAGACAAUCCCCUGGUUUAAGGAGCGCGUCAUCAGCGAGAUCACCCUAGGGGGUCUGUUAAUCUUGGUAGUGAUUCGGACUAUACAGUACAACAUGACUCGUAUGAGGGACAAGUAUCUGCACACCAAUUGUCUGGCAGCUUUGGCAAACAUGUCCGCCCAUUUCAGAAACCUUCAUCCUUAUGUGGCUCAGAGGAUAGUCAGUCUGUUUGCUCAGCUUUGUAAAAAACACACACGGUUGAUUGAACAGAUCCGAUUGUCAGCUGUCCAAGAUGUCACAAAAAAACCCCGAAAUACAGGAUUCCGAAGACUCAAUCCAGGAGUUAGCAGUUUUAGAGGAGGUCAUCCGAAUGGUGCUAGAAAUUAUCAACUCAUGCCUGUCCUCGUCACUUCAUCACAACCCCAAUCUUCUGUAUACGCUUCUGUAUCAGAAGGAGCUGUUCACACCAUUCAGGUCUCACCCAACAUUUCAGGACAUUCUACAGAACAUAGACACAGUGUUGACGUAUUUCUCCUCUAAACUUGAACAAAAUGGUCACCAGUUGUCUCCUGGAGAGGUUCUGGAGGUGAUCACGCAGGGAGCUGUACAGUUUAGGAGGGACAGAUUAAAAAAAUUCCCCGAGUUGAAGUUCAAGUAUGUUGAAGAGGACUCACCAGAGGAGUUUUUCAUCCCUUACAUCUGGUCUCUGGUGUAUCAUGCCUCCACUAUGUACUUUAAUCCUUCACGCAUUGUCCUGUUCUCGUUAGGAAG
Molecule: messenger RNA, 2031 nt
Organism: Liolophura sinensis
Lineage: Eukaryota; Metazoa; Mollusca; Polyplacophora; Chitonida; Chitonidae
Product: dymeclin-like
Exons: 16
Coding region: 16-1800 (594 amino acids)
Biological process (GO): Golgi organization
Cellular component (GO): Golgi apparatus
Source: RefSeq, a predicted model, not a curated record